UGAGAUGGGGGGCAACCUGGGCUGCCACCGCUCCAUCCCGCGGGACCCUGCGGACCUGUGCCACAGCCGCAAGUUCAGCGCCGCCUGCAACUUCAGCCACAUCCUCGUCAACCAGGAGCGCCUCAACAUCAACACGGCCACCGAGGAGGAGCUCAUGACCCUGCCCGGCGUCACGCGCGCCGUGGCCCAGAACAUUGUGGAGUACCGGGAGUACAUCGGCGGCUUCAAGAAGGUGGAGGACCUGGCGCUGGUGAGUGGCGUGGGCGCCGCCAAGCUGGAGCAGGUCAAGUUCGAGAUCUGCGUGAGCAGCAAGGGCAGCUCGGCGCAGCACUCGCCCAGCUCCCUGCGCAAGGACCCCCCCUCCGAGCACCACCUCUCCACCACCAAGAUCAACAUCAACACGGCCACCCCGGCGCAGCUCAUGAGCAUCCGCGGCGUCACUGAGAAGAUCGCCAACAGCAUUGUGGACUACCGCAAGGAGCAUGGCCCCUUCAAAAGCAUCGAGGAUCUGGUGAGGAUGAACUGCAUUAAUUCCUCCUUUCUGGACAAAAUCAGGCAUCAGAUUUUUGCGGAGCGCUCCCGGCCGCCGUCGACGAACACCAACGGUGGCCUCAACUUCACGGCCAAGCCUCACCCCAGCCCCACGUCCCUGAGCCUGCAGAGCGAGGACUUGGACUUCCCCCCGGGGGGCCCAACGCAGCUCAUCUCCACUCGCCCCUCCGUGGAGAUGUUCGGGGGGAUGAGGGACGGCCGGCCCGUGCUGAGGAUCGCCACCUGGAACCUGCAGAGCUGCUCCAUGGAAAAGGCCAACAACCCCGGCGUGCGGGAGGUCGUGUGCAUGACRCUGCUGGAGAACAGCAUCAAGCUUUUGGCUGUGCAGGAGCUGGUCGAUAGAGAAGCGCUGGAAAAGUUUUGUAUGGAGCUGAACCAGCCGACGUUGCCAAACAUCCGCAAGUGGAAGGGCCCUAGAGGAUGCUGGAAGGGUGUUGUUUCCGAAAAGCCCUCGGGCCAGCUACAUAAGGGUGUUGAAUAUUCUGGCUUCCUCUGGGAUGCGACAGCUGGCAUUGAACUGAAAGAUGCAUCUUCUCAGGAGACCGCACAAACUAACGGCAACGGGAAGCACUCGUAUCCUCACCCGUAUCUUGCACAUUUCAAGGUUGGAAUGAAUGAUCUAACGCUGGUUAACCUCCAUCUGGCCUUGCCGCCCUCAGCAGGAGAAAACACAGGCAAGAACCACGACAGCCACAAGCUGGCCAGCUUUGCACACACUCUGCAGGAGACGCUGAAAGGAGAAAAGGAUGUGAUCAUCCUAGGGGACUUUAACCAGGCCCCAGACAGCAGUGACCAUGACAUACUAAGGAAGGAGAAGUUCCAUCACUUGGUCCCUUCCAAUACUUUCACCAAUAUCAGCACCAAGAAUCCUCAAGGAUCUAAGUCAAUGGAUAACAUCUGGAUCAGCCGGAGCUUGAAAAAGGUCUUCACAGGUCACUGGGCUGUAGUGAGGGAAGGUCUCACCAACCCCUGGAUUCCCGACAACUGGUCGUGGGGCGGCGUCGCCUCGGACCACUGCCCUGUGCUAGCCGAGUUCUACGUGGAAAAGGACUGGAGCAGGAAGGAGGCGCCGCGGAACGGGAACGGGGUGACGGUGGAACGCAGCGACUCCAGCGCCAAGCACGAGCGAUGACGAGCGCUCGAGCUCGCCCAGGGCCCUGCCSAGGACUCCGCUCGCCCUGGGGCCGCAGCAGCUCCAUGGGCUCAAUGUGCUCCGCCGUGAAGCGGAGCUGCCGGCCCCUCUCCCUGCUUCCCACUGACUCCCGGAGAGCAUCAGCACUGGGUGCGGGCGGCUCUCGCCUUGGGCCCCUCAUGGCUCCUUACAGGGGGUCUCGCGGCACCAGAGCAAUCGUGGCUUUUUAUGGACCCUGUGGACAUUUCCAUGCCCGGAGACUGGGAUGAGAACUGUACAGAAAAUAAAACAUACUUUUAAUACUG
This is a messenger RNA of Nothoprocta perdicaria, 1989 nucleotides long. It is a transcript of the gene EEPD1, whose product is annotated as endonuclease/exonuclease/phosphatase family domain containing 1. The transcript is spliced from 7 exons. The coding region runs from base 5 to 1684 and encodes 559 amino acids. The record is from RefSeq and is a predicted model, not a curated record. Gene Ontology annotation, cellular component: plasma membrane. Lineage: Eukaryota; Metazoa; Chordata; Aves; Tinamiformes; Tinamidae. Gene Ontology annotation, biological process: DNA repair. Gene Ontology annotation, molecular function: catalytic activity; DNA binding.